CGAUUGCCUCCGCCGCGACCACACGACCUGUGAGACUUCUGACUCACCCGCGCACCGACGACCCAAUAGGCAAGGGCCGCCCUCACAUCUAUCAUCGACAUCAGCAGCAUUCACGAUGUCGCGAUUCUUCCACGGCCAAGACAGCUCGAGCGAGAGCAGCUCCGACGAGGAGGAGUUGUACAGCGAGGAGGAGGAAGCAGAGGAGGAGAGCUCUGAGGAAAGCUCCGAAGAAGAGGAUGACGAUGACUCGAGCAGUGAUGAUGAGGGUGGAAAGACCGGUGCCAACCGUUUCUUGCGCGAAGUGUCAUCCGAGGACGAGGAAAGCGAUGAGGACAAAGUCACGAUUGUCAAGUCUGCGAAAGACAAGCGCUUCGAUGAACUGGAGGGUACAAUCCGCUUGAUUGAGAACGGCGAGAAGAUCAGCGACUGGAAUGCGAUUAACGAGAACUACGACAAAAUGAACCGACAACUGCCAACGCUCAUUCGUGAUCUGGAUGGCAAGGCACCAAAGAUGUACAUCAAAACAAUUGCGGAGCUGGAGACCCUGGUGGCCGAGACAUUCGAGAAGCAAAAGGUCACACCCGGCAAGAAGAUGAACCCCAUCGCGCAAAAGGGCCUGAACGCGCUGCGCCAGAAGAUCAAGAAGAACAACCGUGAUUACGCUACCGAGAUCGAGACUUUCAGGAAGGAUCCAGAUGAUUUCAUGAAGGAGGAUGUGGUAGAAGACACCAAGGCACCAAAGCCAAAGAAGGCCAAGUCUCCACUGGUCAGCAACGCCGAUGCGAUUGAUGCUGGCGAUGACGGCUUCACCAUGGUCGGCGCUGGUGGCAAGGCCAUGGUAUACACCCCUGAGAGCAUUCUCAAGCACUUGCGCUCGAUUGUCGAGUCUCGUGGCAGGAAGAACACAGAUCGUCUGGAGCAGAUCCGCAUCAUGGAGAAGCUCUUGGAUGUGGCGGUCAACGAUUACCAGCGAAUCCGUGUGCUUCUUACGCUGAUUGCAACCCGAUUCGAUUUGACUUCAGGUACUGGCUCUCAGAUGGCACAAGAGCAGUGGAAGCUGGCGUCGCAAGAAAUUGCCCAGCUUUUGGCUGUUUUGGAGAAGAACACGGCUAUUGUGGUUGUAGAGAACGCGGAGGAGUGGGAGGAUGACGAAAAGCUGCCCACGAUUACCGCCGACGAGAUUUUCAAGACUCCGGGCAGCGUGACUUCUUUCGUCGAGCGCCUUGACGACGAGCUUACCCGCGUCCUACAGCACGUUGACCCUCACACCUCUGAAUACGUCGAGCGACUGCAAGAUGAGGGCAUUCUCUACUCGAACAUUGUCCGCGCUUCCAUCUAUGCCGAGCGUUUGCGAUCGACUCCAAAACUGGAAGCAUCGCAAGAGAAUGUCAACAGAGUCGUCAUGCGCCGCCUCGAACACGUCUACUUCAAGCCUUCUCAAGUCGUUACCAUUCUCGAAGAGAACAGCUGGAAGUCAAUCUCGCCUAGCCUUGACUCUACCAUCACUCCGCGUGCCCAGAGCACUGACAUCACCAAUCUUGUCCAGACUCUGGCCGGCUACCUCUUCAAACAUGCCGAAGGCAUUAUCAAGGGACGAGCCAUGCUGUGCCAGAUCUACCACCUUGCCCUUCACGACCACUACUACCGCGCUCGCGAUAUGAUGCUCAUGUCGCAUCUCCAGGAGACCAUUGGAAGCUUCGAUGUCAACACCCAGAUUCUAUACAACCGAACUCUCACCCAAGUCGGUCUCUGCGCUUUCCGUGCUGGACUUGUGUAUGAGUGCCAGACGUGUCUGCAGGAUAUUUGUGGUAGCCAGAGGCAGAAGGAACUUCUUGCACAGGGUCUUCAACUACAACGCUACUCACAGAUCACGCCCGAGCAAGAGCGUUUGGAGCGGCAGAGACAGCUACCUUUCCACAUGCACAUCAACUUGGAGCUUCUGGAGUGUGUGUACCUGACCUGCUCUAUGCUUCUGGAAAUCCCGACUCUUGCACAGUCAGGGUCAUCACCAGACCUCAAGAAGCGUGUCAUCUCGAAGUCUUACCGACGCAUGCUAGAAUACCAUGAACGCCAGAUUUUCACCGGACCCCCAGAGAACACUCGUGACCACGUCAUGCAGGCUUCGAAGGCCCUUGCAGCUGGUGAGUGGAAGAAGGCCGCCGAAUUUAUCACGAGCAUCAAGAUCUGGGAUCUUCUGCCGCAAGCGGCCGAGAUCAAGACAAUGCUCGAGGGCCAAAUACAAGAGGAAGGCCUCCGGACUUACCUCUUCACCUACGCCCCAUUCUACGACACGCUGUCCAUCCAAAACUUGGCAGAGAUGUUCGACCUCGAGUCACGAAAGGUUGCUGCUAUCGUGAGCAAGAUGAUCCACCACGAGGACCUUGCUGCUGCUCUCGACCAAGUCAACAGCGCCAUCAUCUUCCGCAAGGGCGUGGAGCUCAGCCGACUACAGAGCCUGUCGCUCACACUCGCAGACAAGGCACAGCACCUCAUCGAGUCGAACGAGCGGGUAUUGGAGCAGCGGACACAAGGCACAUCGAACGCAUUCGAGAGACAGCCUCAGCGUGGCGGACGCGGUGGCCGGGGUGGUCGUGGAGGUGGCGGACGUGGUCGUGGCGGUCUUCCACGUGGCGGAGGCGGUUCUGGAUUCACGGGAGGCGCACUUGGUAAUGCCAUCAGGGCUCAGUAAAACUCAUGCGCCUCACGCGUGUUGGCGUUCUUUGUGGCAGGCUAUAGGCGGCAUCGGAUGAUGAGCAUGAUGGAAGCCAUGAUAGACGCUCAUGCUUCACGUAUGCAUGCAUUGAAAUGAAAGUUUUAGCGACGUCACCUGUGUUCAAAAAUUCAAUGUUUUGGCUCAUCAAAUGUGUCAUCUCAUUCUACAGCCGUUGUCCUAUGGCUUGACUCGAAGACCUUCGCAACGAUGUAUGCUUAUGCCUCAGCGCGAGCAUCAUGUUUGAAUUCCUGGAUAUAUCGUCGCAACACAAUAGCAACAGAUCCCAGACGGCGAGGCACGGGGCUCAGCGAUGGGGAUGGAGCGAAUACAUAUCUUGGUAGAGUGCAUGAAUGUUCGUCGUCUCCACAGCAC
This is a messenger RNA of Cercospora beticola, 3085 nucleotides long. RefSeq names its product translation initiation factor eIF3 core subunit c (gene NIP1). The record is from RefSeq and is a predicted model, not a curated record. Lineage: Eukaryota; Fungi; Ascomycota; Dothideomycetes; Mycosphaerellales; Mycosphaerellaceae. Gene Ontology annotation, cellular component: eukaryotic translation initiation factor 3 complex. Gene Ontology annotation, biological process: translational initiation. Gene Ontology annotation, molecular function: translation initiation factor binding; translation initiation factor activity; RNA binding.